Emiliania huxleyi CCMP1516 is the source of this 1506-nucleotide messenger RNA. RefSeq lists its product as hypothetical. Gene Ontology annotation, molecular function: ATP binding; protein kinase activity; protein binding. The record is from RefSeq and is a predicted model, not a curated record. NCBI's taxonomy places the organism in Eukaryota, Haptophyta, Isochrysidales, Noelaerhabdaceae. The coding region runs from base 1 to 1506 and encodes 501 amino acids. The transcript is spliced from 11 exons. Gene Ontology annotation, biological process: protein phosphorylation.
AUGAAGCAAUCGGCAUUCCCUCUCGCCCUUCUCUUCGCCGCGAGAGUCCAUUCUCUGAGCCCGACGCUGCGGCUGCCGAGUCGCGCCGCGCUCAAAGUCGGCAGCCAGGUUGCGGCCGGGCAGUACGGCCGUAUCCAUCUCGCCGAGUGGGAUGGUGUGCCUGCGGUCGCAAAGAGACCCUACGCUGCGCUCGCGGCAGACGCGGCCUUGGCCGGAGAGUACUUUAACGUUGAGCGCGAGGUCAACGAGGCCAUUCAGAGGUCCAGCCCCGAGACAGAGCACUUUCCACGCUUCCUCGGCUGCGCUUCGUCUGGAGGCGACGAGUGGCUCGUGUGGGAGCGGCUAGCGGGCUGCUGCCUGGGCGGCGAGGGCGAGGCGGCGUCGGAGCUCGCCCGGUACUCCGGCAGCGGUGCCAAGCUGGAGGCGGACCAUGGGCUGUCGCCACGCUGCACGCUCCUCGACCGCGCGCGCAGCCGCUGCACCAGCCUCGACCCGGACCGGUCGCCUUGCUCUCCUCUCUAUGCCCCGCCGGAGCAGUUCGCAUCGCCCGACUUUCCGUUCGCGUUUGACGUGUACUGCCUCGGAAUCUCGUACCUCCGCCUGAGCCUGAGCUGCCUCAAGUCGGACUCGCAGCUCGAAGCCUUUCGGAUCGAGCUCUCUUCCCUCGCCGGCGGCGCGAGCCCGGCCGCAGCAGCCCCCGAGCCCCUGAGCGACGCGCUGCCGGCGGACAGCCUGCCGCUCCUCGCCGCCAUGCUGAGGGAGGACCCCGCCCGCCGCCCCACCAUCGACUCUCUCCUCGAGCACCCCUUCUUGCGCGCCGGCGCCGGGAGCGACGCGGCCGGCCUGGCCCCACGACCGGCAUGGCUGUCGCGCCUCCUCGGUGGCGGCGGCGAGGACGAGUGCGAGCGGCCCCUCGCCGUGCGCGUCCGCCUCCGGCCGCCGCUCGGCCUGCUGCUGGGCGAGGCGUCGAGCGAUGGGGAGCGCGCGUCGCUCGCGGUGGAGGAGCUGCUCGACGAGGGAGCGGCGGCGGCGAGCGGCAGGGUGCGCGCGGGCGACCGGCUUGUGAGCAUCGACGGCGAGACGGUGCGCGACGCGAGCCUGGACGAGGUGAUGGGCAUGCUCCGCCGCUCGCCGCGCCGCGCGGGCUUCGAGCUCGGCUUCGAGCGCUCGUGCAGCCAGGAACAGUGCGACAUCAGCACCGAACUCGAUCCGGACGGGGCGGGCGGCGGGGGGAGCGGCGAGGGCGAGAGCGUCGUCGCGCCGCCGAGAGCGGGCGUCGGCGUGAUCGACGCCGGUUCCGCCGACUGGCUCGGCAAGAGAGCCACGCAGGAGGACACGCACGCGGCGAGGGCGGCGCGUCGACGCGAGCCGUCGCCUCUCGCGGCAGCGUGGCGGGCGGUGGCGCAGAGCUACGGCGAGGGCGGCGAGCAGGACGGUGCGUGCGCGAGCAUGGCGCUGGUGCGGCAGGACGGGCUCUGCGAGGCUGGCCUUUGGUCGACUGAUUGA